Rotaria sordida is the source of this 2964-nucleotide messenger RNA. Lineage: Eukaryota; Metazoa; Rotifera; Eurotatoria; Philodinida; Philodinidae. The record is from the annotation of a GenBank genome assembly.
AUGAACAAGAAAGUACUUAAAAUUAUUAUCAAUACAAAUGAUGGCAAAGAAAAUAAGAAAACAUCUAAAUUUUCACGAUUUCGAUCACAUUCUCGUGUUAUUCAAAAUUUUGUUCUUGUUUGGUUAGAUCCAAAUAUUAAUGGUAAACUUAAUGAUGAACAUCGUGAAAUUGUCAGUCAAGUACGAUCCAUUAUUAGUAACAUGAAAAUAUUCAGUGAUGUUGAUCAAUGUGUUGAUUUUCUACGUAAAAUUAAAAAUGAAAAAGCAUUUAUGAUUGUAUCCGGUGUUCUCGGUCAACAGGUUAUACAUCGUAUUCAUAAUAUAUCAAAACUUGAUUCAAUUUAUGUAUUUUGUGGUCUUAAAUUAAAACAUGAACAAUGGGCACAAAAUUGGACAAAAGUUAAAGGUGUUUUUACACAAAUUGUACCUAUUUGUGAUUUAUUAAAACAAACUAUUCAAAAAUAUGAACAAAAUUUUAUUUCUUUAAGUUUUGUUACACCAACUAAUGUAUCUGAUCAAAAUUUAGAUCAACUUGAUCAAUCAUUCAUGUAUACACAAAUACUUAAAGAAAUUUUACUUGAAAUUAAAUAUAAUGAUCAAUCUCUUAAAGAUUUUAUCUCAUAUUGUCAAGAUAAAUAUGGUAGUGAUCCAAAUGAAUUAGAUGUUAUUAAACGAUUUGCCGAAGAUUAUCGUAAACAUUCGCCGAUUUAUUGGUAUACUCAUCCAGGUUUUAUUCAUUCGAUGGUUAAUCAAUCUUUACGUACUCAUGAAGUUGAUACAAUUAUUAAAAUGGGAUUUUUCAUUCAAGAUUUACAUGAAGAAAUCAAUAAACUUCAUAUAAAACAAACGAAUAAUCAAGAUAAACAAUCAUUUAUUGUUUAUCGUGGACAAGGUUUAUCUAAGGAAGAAUUUGAAAAAUUGUUAAAAGCAAAAGGAGGACUUAUGUCAUUCAAUAGUUUUUUAUCGACUAGUAAAAAUCGAGAAGUAUCUUUAGAAUUCUCACAAGAUGCUUUAAACAAUCUUGAAUUAGUGGGUGUUCUCUUCAAAAUGGUUAUUGAUCCAUCUGAAUUAGCAACUCCUUAUGCAUUUAUAGAUAAUGAUAGCUAUUUUAAAAGUGAAGAAGAAGUUCUCUUUUCAAUGCAUACCGUUUUUCGUAUUGGUGAAAUUAAACAAAUUCAAAAAAAUAAUCGUCUUUAUCAAGUUAUACUCACAUUAACUAAUAGUCGAAAUAAACAACUUAGUGCUCUUACUGAAUUACUUCGAGAUGAAACUCGAGGAUCAACAGGAUGGCAUCGAUUGGGUAUGUUAUUGAUUAAAUUAGGCAAGUUUGAUAAGGCUGAACAAGUUUAUAAAGCAUUAUUUGGUUUCAAUACUGAUGAAAAUGAAAAAGCAUUACUUUAUCAUCAACUUGGAUUAAUCAAGCGUAAUCAAGGUGACUAUGCAGAAGCACUUUCAUCUUAUAAACAAGCACUUAAUAUUUAUCAAAAAAGUCGAUCAUCAGAUGAUCUCGAUUUAGCUACCACAUAUAAUAAUAUUGGUCAAGUAUAUAAUAACAUGGGCGACUAUCAACAAGCACAUUCAUAUUAUAAAAAUUCGUUUGAAAUCUACAAACAUAAUUUACCUGACGAUCACCCUUCUUUAGCUAUAUCGUAUAACAAUAUUGGUUUAGUGCUUAAAAAUAUGGGCGAUUAUAACCAAGCUCUCAAAUCACAUGAGAAAGCACUUGAAAUUGAACAAAAAACUCUUCCUCUAAAUCAUCCGUCUUUCGCUACUUCCUACAAAAAUAUUGGCUUGGUGUAUAGUAAUAUGGGUGAAUAUUCAAAAGCACUUUCUUUUCAUGAAAAAGCACUUGAAAUUGAACAAAAGACAUUACCUUCAAAUCAUCCGUCAUUGGCCAUUUCAUACAAUAAUAUUGGUUUGCUUUAUGAUAGUAUGGGUGAAUAUUCAAAAGCGCUAUCAUUUUAUGAAAAAACACUCGAAAUUUAUCAAGAAAAUCUUCCUCAAAACCAUCCUGAUUUCGCUAUGUGUUACAAUAAUAUCGGUUCGGUAUAUAAAAACAUGGGUGAAUAUUCAAAAGCACUUUUAUUCUAUAAGAAAACAUUGGAUAUUGAAGAGAAAUCGCUUACAUCAAAUCAUCCUUCGUUGGCUAUUUCUUACAGCAAUAUUGGAAUGGUAUAUGACUGCACAGGACAAUAUCAGAAAGCACUUUCUUCACAUAAAAAAGCACUUGAAAUCUGUCAAAAAACACUUCCAUCAGAACAUCCUAUAUUAGCAAUCUCAUAUAACAAUAUUGGUUCAGUAUAUGAUAAUAUGGGUGAUUACAAGACUGCUCUUACAUAUUAUAAAACAACACUUGAAAUCGAACAAAAAGUUCUUCCUCCUAAUCAUCCUGAUUUGGCUACUUCUUAUAAUAAUAUCGGAUUAGUGUAUGACAAUUUAGGAGAAUAUUUGAAGGCACUUUCUUCUCAUGAAAAAGCACUUGAAAUCUAUCAAAAAACUCUUCCAUCAAAUCAUCCAAACCUAGCGAACUCAUAUAAUAAUAUUGGUUUAGCUUAUCAAAAGAUCCAAGAAUAUUCGAAAGCACUUUCAUUUUAUGAGAAAGCACUUGAAAUUCGUCAAAAAAUUUUGUCUCCAAAUCAUCUUGAUUUGAUUUCUUGUUAUGCCAACAUCAGUCAACUAUAUGAAAUCAUUGGUAAACAUUCAAUGGCGCUUUCGUUUUACGAACAACUGGUUCAAGCUAGAGAAAAACCCGUUUCACAAGAUGAUCCAACAUCGACAGGUACUUACAGCAACAUUGAUCGAAUCAGUGAUAAAAAUGAAGACGCUUUAAAAACAUCCUCACCGUCCAAAUCCACUGGGGUAAUUAAACAAGAGUCAUUAGACAGAAAAUUUCCUCGUCGAACAAAUUUUCGGACAAAAACUAAAAUCGAUAAGAAAGUGAAUGUAAUUUGUAAUUGUGAAUAA